AUGGAAAACGAGACAGUAAGUGAACUGAACCAAACCCAGCUUCAGCCUCGAGCCGUGGUGGCCCUAGAAUACCAAGUGGUCACCAUCUUACUUGUGCUCAUUAUUUGUGGUCUGGGCAUCGUGGGCAACAUCAUGGUAGUCCUGGUGGUCAUGAGAACCAAGCACAUGAGGACGCCCACAAACUGCUACCUGGUGAGUCUAGCAGUAGCUGAUCUCAUGGUCCUGGUGGCCGCAGGCCUCCCCAACAUAACGGACAGUAUCUAUGGUUCCUGGGUUUAUGGCUACGUGGGAUGCCUCUGCAUCACUUACCUCCAGUACUUGGGCAUUAAUGCAUCCUCUUGUUCAAUCACAGCAUUUACCAUUGAGAGGUACAUAGCAAUCUGUCACCCCAUCAAAGCCCAGUUUCUCUGCACAUUUUCCAGAGCCAAAAAGAUCAUCAUCUUUGUCUGGGCUUUCACAUCCAUUUACUGUAUGCUGUGGUUCUUCUUGCUGGAUCUCAAUAUUAGCACCUAUAAAGAUGCUAUUGUGGUGUCCUGUGGCUACAAGAUCUCCAGGAAUUACUACUCACCUAUUUACCUAAUGGACUUUGGUGUCUUUUAUGUUGUUCCAAUGAUCCUGGCCACUGUCCUCUAUGGAUUCAUAGCUAGGAUCCUCUUCUUAAAUCCCAUUCCUUCAGAUCCUAAAGAAAACUCUAAGACAUGGAAAAAUGACUCAACCCAUCAGACCAAGAAUUUGAAUUCAAAGACCUCUAGUAGAUAUUUCAACAGCACAGUAUCUUCAAGGAAGCAGGUCACCAAGAUGCUGGCAGUGGUUGUCAUUCUGUUUGCCCUUUUAUGGAUGCCCUACAGAACUCUUGUGGUUGUCAACUCAUUUCUCUCCAGCCCUUUCCAAGAAAAUUGGUUCUUGCUCUUUUGCAGAAUUUGCAUUUAUCUCAACAGUGCCAUCAACCCAGUGAUUUACAAUCUCAUGUCCCAGAAAUUCCGUGCAGCCUUCAGAAAGCUCUGCAACUGUAAGCAGAAGCCGGUGGAGAAGCCGGCUAACUACAGUGUGGCCCUCAAUUACAGCGUCAUCAAGGAGUCAGAUCAUUUCAGCACAGAGCUUGAUGACAUCACUGUCACUGACACUUACUUGUCUGCCACGAAAGUGUCUUUUGAUGACACCUGCUUGGCUUCUGAAAUAACCAUUAGCCAAAGUUGA
Lagenorhynchus albirostris (white-beaked dolphin) is the source of this 1197-nucleotide messenger RNA. RefSeq names its product thyrotropin releasing hormone receptor (gene TRHR). The record is from RefSeq and is a predicted model, not a curated record. Gene Ontology annotation, biological process: phospholipase C-activating G protein-coupled receptor signaling pathway. Gene Ontology annotation, molecular function: thyrotropin-releasing hormone receptor activity. The transcript has 2 exons. Gene Ontology annotation, cellular component: membrane. The coding region runs from base 1 to 1197 and encodes 398 amino acids. Lineage: Eukaryota; Metazoa; Chordata; Mammalia; Artiodactyla; Delphinidae.